UUCUCCGUCAACUAUGGGUCCUUUCCCAUGGACGUUCCUGGUCUUGGGGUAUCUGCUGUCAGGUCUGCGACGCGGAGCCUUCCAGUCCCCGGUUCCCGCCAUGACGCCGAACGAGGAGGAGCUGGUGUUGCCCCUGAACAGGUCAUUCUCCCUGUGGUGCACCGGGGACAGCGAGAUCAGCUGGCGGUUCCCCACGCUGGAUGACGAGAGCUCCGGCGUGGCCAUCCGCGUUGAGAAGAACAACUGCAGCAACUUCCUGUCCAUGCUGGAGGUGGCCAACGCCUCGGCCGUGCACACAGGCCUCUACACCUGUUACUACAAUGACACGCAGGCCCAGGGGACCGGGAUCAUAGGCCGGAAUAUCUACGUCUACGUGCCUGACCCUGACGUCACCUUUGUGCCCUCCGUCAUGGUCGACCGCUUCAUCGUCGUGGAGGAAGGCAAUUCCACCGUGAUCCCCUGUCGCCCCACCGACCCGCAGGCGCAGGUGACCCUGCACGCCAGCGAUGGCAAGGAGGUCUCUGCCACCUACGACCGACGCAGAGGCUUCCUGGGUCACUUCGCCACGGGGUCCUACACGUGUGAGACGACCAUCCGUGGCAGGAAGUUCCGGACCCCCGAGUUUAACGUCCACACCUUGCGAGUCUCCCAGGAGAUCGUCUUGGAGAUGGAGGCCCCGAAGACGGUAUACAAGACAGGCGAAACCAUCGUGGUCACCUGUUCCGUCCUGGACAUCGAGCUGGUCGAUUUCCAGUGGAACUACCCGGGGGAGGCGAGGGACAAGGGAGUCGUCAAGAUGGACAAGAUUACGGUCCCGUCCGUCAAGCUGGUGUUCACCCUCACGGUCCCCAAUGCCACGGCCAAGGACCGCGGCAGUUACGAGUGUGCCGUCGGCCACGUCACCAGGGAGGUGCAGCAGACGAAGAAGGUCACCAUCGCCGUCCUAGAGAAAGGCUUCGUCUGGCUCCAGCCUGUCUCCGACCCGGUGGAGGCCGUGAACCUGCACGCGAUCUGGCAUUUUGACGUGGACCUGGAGGCCUACCCCCCGCCCAGGGUGUCCUGGCUGAAGAACAACGAGUCGCUCACCAAGAACAUGACUGGGAUCUCCACUAGCCUGCAGAAGACCCAUGAGUACAGGUAUCAGAGCAGGCUGAAGCUGAUCCGUGCAAAGGAGGAAGACAGAGGGCACUACACAAUUGUGGUGCAAAAUGAGGAUGAUAUUGCGAGCUACACUUUUGAGCUGCAGGUUCACGUGCCGGCCUCCAUCUUGGAUCUGGUGGACGACCCCCACGGCUCGGAGGGUCGCCAGACCGUCCGCUGUGUCGCCGAAGGGAUCCCGCUGCCCGACAUCGACUGGCUGGUUUGCGCGGACGUUAAAAUGUGCAAAAAUGAGACCUUGUGGACCCUCCUGGCCACCAACACAUCCGACAUCACCAUGGUGACCCACAGGGGCGACCGGGACACGAUUGAGAGUCAGGUGACCUUCCAGCAGGUGGAGGAGACCCUGUUGGUUCGCUGCCUGGCCAAGAACCACCUCGGGGCCGUGACAUGGGAGCUGAAGCUCAAGGCCCCCGUCCUGUGCAUUGAGGUGAACCUGGUUGCUGCCGUCCUGGUGCCCCUGGUUGUGAUCGUCUCCUUCAUCAUGAUGGUCAUCAGGUGGAAACAGAGGCCGCGCUCUGUGAUCCGAUGGAGGUACGUGGAGUCCAUGAGCCGGAACCGCCGCGAGUCGUUCUGCAUGGAACCGGUGCUGCUCCCCUACGACUCGCGCUGGGAGGUUCCGAAGGACCAGCUUGCCCUGUCGCCCACAGGUCGACUCCUUGGGUCCGGAGCAUUUGGACAGGUGGUUGAAGGCACUGCAAACGGACUGAGCAAGUCCCAGCCCAAGAUGAAGGUGGCUGUGAAAAUAUUAGGAUCCACGUCUCGAUACAGCGAGAGGCAGGCCCUCUUGGUGGAGCUGGACAUCAUGAUGCAUCUGGGCCCCCAUCUGAACGUUGCCAACCUCCUGGGAGCCUGCACCCAAUCAGGACCCAUCUACAUCAUCAUGGAGUACUGCCUCUACGGCGAUCUGGGCGACUACCUGCGCAAGAACCGCAAUAGGUUCCUGGCUGUCCACUCGGAGAAGACGGAGGAAGAGCUGGACACCUUGAGCCCCGACGACAAGAGCACCAUUAAUUACACCUGUCUCACAUCUGAAAAAAAACGGGACGACGCGGACGUGACGCAGGAGGUCGGCACGCAGAACGUGUCCAAGUUGGAGAGGAAAGAAUCGUCCGAGCAUGUGGACUUGCAUAAAUGCCUGUGCCCCGACAAGAAGUCCAUAUCGGGACCACUGGCAAAACCUGAAGUCCUGGACCUCCUGUCAGAUGACGGUUCGGAAGGCUUUGGCGUGCUGGAACUGCUGAGCUUUUCCUACCAGGUGUCCCGCGGGAUGGAGUUCUUGGCUUCGAGAAACUGCAUCCAUCGGGACCUGGCCGCACGGAACGUCCUGCUGACCCGAGGGAAGAUCGUGAAGAUCGGCGACUUUGGGCUGGCGAGGAAUCUCAAGCAAAACUCCAGCUACAUGGCUAAGAGCUGCAUGCUCCUGCCCGUAAAGUGGAUGGCCCCGGAGAGCAUCUUCGACAACGUGUACUACAGGCAGAGUGAUGUCUGGUCUUAUGGGGUCCUGCUGUGGGAGAUCUUCUCUCUUGGGCGCACACCCUACCCGGGCAUAACGGUCAACGCCACAUUUUAUGAGAAGAUCAAGAGCGGCUAUCGAAUGCCCAAGCCGGAACACGCCACCAGCGAGGUAUAUGACAUCAUGCUCAAGUGCUGGAACAAGGAACCCGAGAAGAGACCAUCCUUCUACGAGCUGAGCGAGACAGUGGAGACCAUGCUGCCCAGCCACUACAAGGAGAGGUACGAGAAAAUCCAACAGGACUUCCUGAAGAGUGACCACUCGGCCGUGGCCCCGACAAGAGGUGAGAGGGUCAAGCCACACGUGGGUGACACCUGUGAGAACGAGGAGUGGGAGGACAGCUUGGACAGGUGGAGACUCAGCUGCGCCGACAGUGACUACGUCAACCCCCUAUUGGACUCCGACACCAGUGAGGAGGACGACCUCAGCAAGAGUAACGGGUACAGGCAGUGGAAUUCCCGAGCUCUGGCUAAGUCACCUCGGGCGAGCCAUCUGCUGGGUACUGCGCUUUGCACAUGGUAAGCACUCAAAAAAAACCCCAUUGUUUAAUUGACCCCGGUAACUGGGGAAGAGCGGGGGAGGUAUUCCUACCCGAUUGGUUGGGAUUGGCCCUUUAUAGGGUCUGGACUUCAGAUAACUGCCAGCCUCCCCUCCCUCUCCCCUAGGCUCUGUACUAGAAGCCUGCUGUAUGCAGAGCACUGU
Molecule: messenger RNA, 3376 nt
Organism: Tachyglossus aculeatus (Australian echidna)
Lineage: Eukaryota; Metazoa; Chordata; Mammalia; Monotremata; Tachyglossidae
Product: platelet-derived growth factor receptor alpha-like
Exons: 22
Coding region: 14-3196 (1060 amino acids)
Biological process (GO): cell surface receptor protein tyrosine kinase signaling pathway; protein phosphorylation; embryonic cranial skeleton morphogenesis
Cellular component (GO): signaling receptor complex
Molecular function (GO): platelet-derived growth factor alpha-receptor activity; platelet-derived growth factor binding; ATP binding
Source: RefSeq, a predicted model, not a curated record